AUGGACGAAACAAAUAAACAGAAAUUUGUAAUUUCUCAAAAAUUCGAAAAUGUGCUCAUUGGAGGAGCACAAAAUGGACAAGGAAAUGAGCAUUUUGAUAUUUCAUGUUCAGGACCCCAGACUCCGGUUCUCCGGAUCACUUCUCCGGCUCCCAUCCUUGAAGCACAGAGAACUGAUUUGUCCCCUCAAGAAGGGGAUCCGUGGAAAUCCGGGCCCGGAAAUCCGGAAUCCGGGCACAGGAAUCCGAAAAAACAUGAUUACUGGGUCCAAACUCUUGGGUACGGAUUCCGGAUUGCUGGGCCUGCGGAUACCCAACACUGUGAGCAUUAUAUGUGUCUGGAGACUGAUAUACAUCUCUCUGAAACAGUUGGAAUUAAGCUCUGGAAUUCAAAUUGUAUAUUUUGGAGGUAA
This is a messenger RNA of Caenorhabditis briggsae, 411 nucleotides long. The transcript has 2 exons. Bases 1 to 411 code for a protein of 136 amino acids. Lineage: Eukaryota; Metazoa; Nematoda; Chromadorea; Rhabditida; Rhabditidae. The record is from RefSeq and is a predicted model, not a curated record.